Cylindrotheca closterium is the source of this 657-nucleotide messenger RNA. The record is from the annotation of a GenBank genome assembly. Lineage: Eukaryota; Bacillariophyta; Bacillariophyceae; Bacillariales; Bacillariaceae.
AUGGCACAAGCAUUCUCCACCCAAGCCAAAAUCCCUCUUCGAAUCCUUUGUUUCGGAGAUUCCCUGACGGCCGGGACAACGCAAAUGUUUCAAUUACAUCCCUAUGCACCACAUCUCCAAAAGGCACUAACAGAGAGCACAAAGCUACAGAGCCUGGAUAUUGAAGUAAUGCACCUGGGAUUUCCAGGGUGGACAUCAGAGGAUCUUCUAAAGGACGCUGAUGGUCCUAAAGGUCUGCGAACCACCAUUAGCCGAAAUCAAGAACCACCGAUAUCGUUGGUAAUUCUGUUGGCCGGAACAAAUGAUUUGGGCUCUAGCAAAUCAUCAUCUGAAAUAUCCGAGGGAGUCAUAUCACUGCAUAAGCUUUGUCUCGAGGAAAAGGUUUCGAAUACGAUUGCCAUUGGGAUUCCGUCUUCUUUUUAUCAAACACUAAGCUCCAAAGCAUCAGAGGUGGCCAAAACUGCGAAUCAGGGAAUUGAAUCAUUUUGCGAAUCGGAUCCAAGGGCUGCUUAUUUCCCUUUUCCUUUUGAGUACAGCAAGGAUGACGGAAACUGGGAUCCCGAUGGGUUGCAUUUUUCUGCAAAAGGAUACCAAGUGCUCGGUGAAAGUCUAGCUCCAGCCGUAGAGGACAUUGUCGCAAAGCAACUCAAUCUUUGA